Serendipita indica DSM 11827 is the source of this 882-nucleotide messenger RNA. NCBI's taxonomy places the organism in Eukaryota, Fungi, Basidiomycota, Agaricomycetes, Sebacinales, Serendipitaceae. The record is from the annotation of a GenBank genome assembly.
AUGGCCGUCAGUUCACGCUAUUUUCGAGGAAAUGAGAAGGAAAUGACACCAACGAGAAGGUCAAGAUACUCUAGCGGAUCCACGGUGGAACCGCCUCGCGAAUUGCGCCACGGCAGUGCGAUUACAAAUACCGCCACACCUUCUCCUACCCAUGGUCGUCAAAUGACGCCCCAAUUGGACUCACCAAUGCUCGAUGAGACGGUUGGUGAACAGACCGUGCUCGUAUCCGAGGUUCAGGAAGUUUCGAGCCCUACUUCGCCAUCGAAGUCCAAUAGGUCUCCAAGGUCUAAACGCAACGCUGUGGCCAAGCCAAGGAAAAAAGUCACGCUACAACUAGUCUCGUUGCGCACUCAUCACGACCGAAAUGUCGCCAUGAUCAUGCGUUUGGUCCUCGUCAAGCCGUUUAUCGUGCAAUCGAUUCUAUUUCAUCGACCAGAGUGGCUGCUCGUAGCGACGAUACUCCUCAAUGUGACCUCAGGCAAAGCUGCGGUGCCGGUGUUGAACGAGGUGAGGACACGGUGGCCGACGAUGGAAGCGCUGUCGCAAGCACAUGCUCCAGAACUCGAACUCCUUACGCCUCUGGGUCUUGGCCGGAAGAGGACACAGAGGCUGAUUCAGUUUGCGACAAUGUGGCUCGAAGACCCACCGGACCAAAUGAGUUUACGCCCGUCGAGAGUUCAAGUCGCCAAAGGAGUGGCCAAAUACCCCCCAACAGCAGUGUCACAUCUUCCAGGGAUGGGGCGCUACGCGCUCGACUCGUAUCGAAUCUUCUGUGGACAGCUUGUUGGUGGAAAUGAAUGGAAAACAGUGACGCCGCUGGAUAAAGAGUUGCGAGUACACAUGAUCUGGUUCUCGGACCGAUCGUCUGACGACACUAAAUAG